AUGGCUUCUUCCACCAACGUCCGUGAAAACUUCGUCUUCAUUGCCAAGCUAGCAGAACAAUCUGAACGCUAUGAUGAAAUGGUGGAUGCAAUGAAGAAGCUAGCGAAGAUGGAUGUUGAGUUGAGUGUGGAAGAGAGAAACUUGUUUUCUGUUGGGUACAAGAAUGUGGUGGGGUCAAGGAGAGCUUCAUGGAGGAUCCUAUCAUCAAUUGAGCAGAAAGAGGAAUCAAAAGGGAAUGAAUGGAAUGUUAAGCGUAUUAAGGAUUACAGACAGAAGGUGGAGGUGGAGCUUUCCAACAUUUGCAAUGACAUUAUGAUUAUUUUGGAUGAGCAUCUUAUUCCAUCCACUAACAUUGCUGAGUCCACAGUGUUCUAUUAUAAGAUGAAAGGUGAUUAUCAUCGCUAUUUGGCUGAAUUCAAAUCCGGUGAUGAAAAGAAAGAGGUAGCUGAUCAGUCACUUAAAGCAUAUCAGAGUGCUUCUGCGACUGCGGAAAAUGAAUUACAACCCACGCAUCCUAUCCGAUUGGGUCUCGCUCUAAAUUUCUCAGUGUUUUAUUAUGAGAUAAUGAAUUCACCUGAAAGGGCCUGCCACCUUGCAAAACAAGCGUUUGACGACGGUGUCUCGGAGUUGGAUAGCCUAAAUGAAGAUUCUUACAAGGACAGCACCUUGAUCAUGCAGCUGUUGCGCGACAACCUUACUUUAUGGACUUCUGAUAUCCCAGAAGAUAGUGAGGACCAGAAAAUGGAAAGCGCGACUAAGAGUGGUCAAGAAGAAGAAGAAUUGGGGCGCUAA
Molecule: messenger RNA, 792 nt
Organism: Lathyrus sativus (Indian pea)
Lineage: Eukaryota; Viridiplantae; Streptophyta; Magnoliopsida; Fabales; Fabaceae
Source: the annotation of a GenBank genome assembly